This is a messenger RNA of Ilyonectria robusta, 888 nucleotides long. Its product is annotated as short chain dehydrogenase. Bases 1 to 888 code for a protein of 295 amino acids. Gene Ontology annotation, cellular component: endoplasmic reticulum; lipid droplet. NCBI's taxonomy places the organism in Eukaryota, Fungi, Ascomycota, Sordariomycetes, Hypocreales, Nectriaceae. The transcript has 4 exons. Gene Ontology annotation, molecular function: triacylglycerol lipase activity; acylglycerone-phosphate reductase (NADP+) activity. The record is from RefSeq and is a predicted model, not a curated record. Gene Ontology annotation, biological process: phosphatidic acid biosynthetic process; triglyceride catabolic process.
AUGCCGUCAACUACAAAAACGGUCUUGAUUACUGGGUGCACACCCGGCGGCAUUGGAUGCGAACUAGCUCUGGCAUUCCAUCGGCAAGGUCUCCAUGUUAUCGCAACUGCGCGUCGCCUCGAUGUGUUGAGCGAUCUCAACGCGCUGGGAAUAGACACUUUGCCGCUUGAUGUUACAAAAUCGGAGAGUAUCAACACGUGUCGAAAGCAAGUCGCAGAAAUCACUGGGGGAUCUCUGGAUAUUUUGGUCAAUAAUGCAGGCGUCUCACACACAAUUCCGGCUGUCGAUAUAGAUAUGGAUGAUGUCCGAAACACCUUUGAGACUAACGUCUUCGGCGUCAUGGCCAUGGUCCAAGAAUUUGCGCCCCUUCUUAUCGCAGCCCAUGGUCACAUUGUCAACAUUAGCAGCACAGCAUCAGUGGCCCCAUACGUCUUUGGGUCGGUGUUUUGCGCAACUAAAGGCGCUAUCAACUCGUACUCGCGCACUCUACGACAAGAACUGCGACCUUUUGGGGUACGAGUUACUGUGGUGAUGGCUGGCACAGUAAAAACGAGGACAACCAAGCUGUACCGCCAACUUCCUUCAGGGUCGAUUUACCUCUUGCUUGAAGAAUUAUUCACUAGAAAGCUUACCUACUCAGAGAAUACGGCAAAAGUGGAGGCGAGAGAUUUCGCUGAGCAGCUAGCUGUUGAACUUUUAAAAGGUCGGGGGUGGCUAUGGGGACUUAUUGGAGGGAGGGCGGACUGGCUCUGGAUCGGUGGCAGUGCUACCACCGUCAGAGUAGCGCGAUGGGUUGGUGAAUGGCUUCUCGAUAGUAAGGCUUACAAGAUGUUCGGUCUUCAUAAGCUGGAGGAGUUGGUACGCAAGCAAGAGACUAAGGCUGAUUAG